Emys orbicularis (European pond turtle) is the source of this 1566-nucleotide messenger RNA. It is a transcript of the gene SPNS1, whose product is annotated as SPNS lysolipid transporter 1, lysophospholipid. Gene Ontology annotation, molecular function: transmembrane transporter activity. The record is from RefSeq and is a predicted model, not a curated record. Gene Ontology annotation, biological process: transmembrane transport. The transcript is spliced from 12 exons. Bases 1 to 1566 code for a protein of 521 amino acids. Gene Ontology annotation, cellular component: membrane. Lineage: Eukaryota; Metazoa; Chordata; Testudines; Emydidae.
AUGGCGACCCGGCAUGGCCCCCACCCCGACGCUGCCCCAUUCCUGAGCCAGGCGGACGAGACGGAGGAGGAGGCGGCGGAGGGGGGGUUGUGGGCGGGUGGGGGGCAGCCGGAAGUGGGGGUGCAGGCCGUCACCGGGAUCUCAUACCCCCGCUCGGUGAUGAUCGUCGCCGUUCUCUGCUACAUCAACCUGCUCAACUACAUGGACCGCUUCACCGUGGCCGGCAUCCUGCCCGACAUUGAGUCGUUCUUUCGCAUUGGAGACAGCAGCUCCGGGCUCCUCCAGACAGUGUUCAUCAGCAGCUACAUGGUGCUGGCCCCGAUCUUCGGGUACCUGGGCGACCGCUACCACCGCAAGCGGCUGCUCUGCCUGGGCAUCGCCUUCUGGUCGGCCGUCACGCUGGGCUCCAGCUUCAUCCCCAAGGAGCGGUUCUGGCUGCUGCUGGUGACGCGGGGGCUGGUGGGGGUGGGGGAGGCCAGCUACUCCACCAUCGCCCCCACCAUCAUCGCCGACCUGUUCGUUAGCGACCAGCGCAGCCGCAUGCUGGCCUUCUUCUACUUCGCCAUCCCCGUCGGCAGCGGGUUGGGCUACAUCGUGGGCUCGAAGGUGAAGGACUUGGCUGAGGACUGGCACUGGGCCCUGCGGGUGACACCGGCGCUGGGCGUGGUGGCUGUGGUGCUGCUGGUCACGGUGCUGCGGGAGCCGCCGCGGGGGGCCGUGGAGCGUCACUCCGACUCCCCCCUGCGCUACACCUCCUGGGCCGCCGACGUCCGGGCACUGAGCCGCAACCGCAGCUUCGUGCUGUCGUCGCUGGGCUUCACGGCGGUGGCGUUCGUGACGGGGUCGCUGGCGCUGUGGGCCCCGGCGUUUCUUUACCGCUCCUGCCUGGCCACGGGGCAGUGCCGGCCCUGCCCCGACGGGGACACCUGCAGCUCCCAGCAGAGCCUGAUCUUCGGGCUCAUCACCUGUGUGACGGGGUUCCUGGGCGUGGGGGCGGGCGUGGAGAUCUCCAAGCGCCUCCGCAGAACCAACCCCCGGGCCGACCCCCUGGUCUGCGCCGCCGGCCUGCUGGGCUCUGCGCCCUUCCUCUUCCUGGCCCUGGUGUGUGCCCAGGGCAGCAGCGUCGCCACCUACGUGUUUAUCUUCAUUGGGGAGACGCUGCUGUCCCUCAACUGGGCCAUCGUGGCGGACAUCCUGCUGUACGUCGUGGUCCCCACACGCCGCUCCACGGCCGAGUCCUUCCAGAUCGUCAUGUCCCACCUGCUGGGCGACGCCGGCAGCCCCUACCUCAUCGGCGUGAUCAGCGACAGGAUCCAGCGGGGCCGCCCCCCAUCCUACCUGCUGGAGUUCCACAGCCUGCAGUACGCCCUGAUGCUGAGCGCCUUCGCCGGGGUGCUGGGGGGCGGCUUCUUCCUCGCCACUGCCCUCUUCAUCCAGGGCGACCGCAAGCGGGCGGAGCUCAGCACCCAGGGCCUGCUGCCAGAGGAGACCGAGCCGGAGGAGCGGAUUGUGGUGCCGAAGCGCGGCCGAUCCACCAAAGUGCCCGUCUCCAGUGUCCUCAUCUGA